AUGCCCAAUAGACACUACCGGGCCUGGACUCCCGGCGAGGAACAUGACUACCCAUCAUGGGUAGCUCGUCAUCUCCAUUUAACAUGGCCGGAGAGGGCAAGAAAAUAUUCCAUCGAACGCAAACCCAGAACGAGAGAGUCUUUGCGGACUAAAUAUCGACUUCUGGAGAAGGAGAUCCGACGGCACCGCCCUCCAAAUUGCAAACCCCCAUCGGGGCUCAGACGUCGCAUCCCCCAGAGACAGGAUCAUAGCCAGCGGAAGGCUUGGCCCAGUCCUAUCUCGAUCAGCACCCCCACCCCUUCCGAGCAUCAUUUAGACGACCCGAGCGCGGUAGCGAUGCCGGCGAUGAGGCAACGGACCCCUACACGCGUGGCCAGUCACCAGAACCAGAAUCAGACCGUACCAUCGACCCAGGCUCUAAAAUUGACCUCCCAGUUCUCAGCCAAACGUGGGAGCCACAUGCGUUUGAUGAGUGGGCUUGUUAAAGGCUGGGGUAAUUCCCCCGGAGCAGGAAACGGAAGUGAACAUAGAGCAUCGCCUCGGGCAUCAACCACAUCUGACGACAUCGAUCGGCUGUGGCGAUUGGCAUACCGUAUCUCCGGUCGCACGAGGCAGUAG
Messenger RNA from Aspergillus welwitschiae, 618 nucleotides. RefSeq lists its product as uncharacterized. The record is from RefSeq and is a predicted model, not a curated record. Bases 1 to 618 code for a protein of 205 amino acids. The transcript has 2 exons. NCBI's taxonomy places the organism in Eukaryota, Fungi, Ascomycota, Eurotiomycetes, Eurotiales, Aspergillaceae.